Messenger RNA from Cuscuta epithymum, 1455 nucleotides. NCBI's taxonomy places the organism in Eukaryota, Viridiplantae, Streptophyta, Magnoliopsida, Solanales, Convolvulaceae. The record is from the annotation of a GenBank genome assembly.
CCAGACUACUCCAAAUUCAUGUCCAUCCCAAGUCUACCAGACUUAUUACCCAAUACCCGACCUGCGACCUCCUGGCUCCUGCGAACUGUGAAGCGCUAGAUUGUGAGAAGAGGAGCUGCGAGCCUGUGACGAAGACGGAAGACACGAACACGGAACGUCAGCCGACCUGCGGUCACCAGCCGCGCCGCUGCGACACCGCUUGUCGUCUACCCGUCCAGGUCCCUGCGUUCCAACGCAGUCCAGGCGUCCAGGACCAGCACUCUGCACUCUAGUCUCUACUCUCCAGCCGUGCCACCGUGGAUUUCGGACUCCAGCCCCAGCUCCACUGCUCCAACCUCCACUCCCCAGGGCUAUAGAUUGUAUUGAUAUAGCAGUCAUUACCCUUUCGACCAUAAUCUGCUAUCCGCUAUUGAUAACAUUGAUUCCAGGUGCAAAAUUGCUGAAAGGGUUUCUAUGGAUGGUCUGAAACAAAGCGAGGCGAAUCUUGUGGUAUAUGUGCACCCAUCGAAGUCCAUGAAUGUCAAGGAUGCUGUCUAUCACGAACUAAGCUCCAUGCUCUUCAAGUUUGAUGAAGCUUUAGAUGGUGUGGUACUGUCCUACAAAACAAAGUUUGAUAGUAAGCUGGCAAAGAUUCUACCAGGGAUUCACCCAUAUUUUGGUGUGAGAUUUCAAGCACAGCUGUUACUGUUUUCUCCAAAGCUGAAUAUGCUUUUAGAAGGAGAGGUAGUGAAAGUUUGUCCACAGUCAAUUCACAUAAUUGUUCUUGGAUUUUCAUCUGCUAUUAUAUCGGACGAUGACAUGCAUGGGAAAUUCAAAUAUAAGAUUAAACAUGGAAAGGAAGUGUUUGUUAGCAAAUCUCACAAGAGACAUAAGAUUAAAGUUGGAACAAUUGUACGUUUCUCAGUGAAGAGUUUUGAUGAAGAGAUACUACACAUAUGCGGAUCAUUGAAUCUAGCUGGAACUGGAAGUGUUGCUUGGUUGGAACAACAUGCAUCAGAGAUCAUAGAGAGAGGAAAUGAGAGGCCCGUGGAACAACUGCAGACUGACAAUGGAAGGAUGAUGGGUGAUGAAGAAACGAAUGCACACAGACAUAUGAAGAAAGUAAAGAGAUAACGCAAGUUGGGGUGAGUUGACUUUUCCCCUUCCUCACAAGUUGGAAUAGUGUUAGUGUGUUACCAUUGUUUGUCUCUAGAGAGCAUGGGCGAACUGUUCUAUAUUUUGUGUGCACUAAGUUCCUCAGUUAAUAGAGUUAAAAAGGUAGCUGAAUGAGACAAUGACCCAUUUGGACAUGGGUGUGUAUUAUGCUCUCAUUAAAACAUCUCGUAUUUAUGUAUGGAUAUAUUUAUUUUCAUCCUCACUGCAACUUCUUUUGGGUGGAAAUAGGUUUACUGUUUAAUUAUAAUAACCAUCUUCUUGAGGCAGUGUUUUGCGAUUGUUUAAAAAAGUUCUUUUCCG